This is a messenger RNA of Maniola jurtina (meadow brown), 1438 nucleotides long. RefSeq lists its product as uncharacterized. Gene Ontology annotation, biological process: protein ubiquitination. Gene Ontology annotation, molecular function: ubiquitin-protein transferase activity; zinc ion binding. NCBI's taxonomy places the organism in Eukaryota, Metazoa, Arthropoda, Insecta, Lepidoptera, Nymphalidae. The transcript has 4 exons. The coding region runs from base 122 to 1333 and encodes 403 amino acids. The record is from RefSeq and is a predicted model, not a curated record.
UGUCAUACAUACAAUACACGAAAAUACACAAGAAGGGUAUACAAGAAAAUCAUGAAAAUUUUGUAAAAAAAGUCUAAUUAAAUAACUUAAACUUCCUAUAAAAAUUCAAAAUUUUUGUAAAAUGCCGAGUGCGCGACGGCGACGGUUUAAUGCUCAAAAUGAUGUAGCAAAGCGACAAAAAUCAAAAACACACACUGAAACUCAGAUCAGCUCUCUAGAUUCUGAUGUAGGCAUAAGCUAUUCACAAAAUCUGUCGGGUGUCAAGAACACAAAAUCUAGAAAUAGCAUGUAUGCAAACACUUCGAAGAAUUCAUCCAUGCUAGAAUUCGUUUCGGAAUGCAAAAGUGCUACGUCCACGGCAACGAUACUAGAAUUAAAUAUAAUUAGUACCGAUAAAGACGUAACUGCAAGUUCUAGUAAUAUUGACUUAUUUACGAAGAUGAAUACUGCUGAUUCGAUAAUUGUAAAUAAUUCAAAAUACGAUGUUAUGAACGAUAACCAAAUCAAUAAAAAACCUAUAGAAAACAAAAACAUAGGAAACAAUAAUGUUCAAAAUGAAAGAACUUUAAAACGAACUCACCGUAUCAAAGUAAGAAGCCCAAAGCGAAAAGAUCCAGAGAUAGAGAAAAGUAUUUGUCCGAAAAAAAAUAUUGGUAUUAAUGCAGUCGAUUGUGGGGACGAUUUGCUUAAAGAUGACAAAACUGAAAUAGAGUUGCAAGUUCUCAAGCAAGUAACUGAAGUAGCUGCGAAUACUGAAGAAGAAGAGAGAGUAAGCAGUCAUUCUAUGGAAUACAUGUGCCGUAUUUGUCAUAGUGGGGAAACAGUUUCUAGUGAAUCGGGUCGCCUAAUAUCAGCUUGUUCGUGCAGAGGGACUGUUGGUAAAGUUCACGUCAAAUGCUUAGAGAGAUGGUUGACAGAAUCCGGAAAGUCUAGAUGUGAAUUAUGUGGGAUUAAGUAUGUCACGAAACGCGUACAUAAAUUCGGCGUCCUAAAGUCACUUGUUAUGUGGAUUUUUAGCAAUAAUUCUAAGCAUAUGAUGGUCGACUUCUUCGGUAUUUUGAUAAUGACACCAAUCGCGGUUGUCGCCGCGGGUCUCACGGGGCGGACAUUUGCUGGUCUCAUGACUCAGGACCAGUUGACGCCGUGGCCUUUAGCUUCUACCUUCGUGUUAGCUUGCAUGACCCUGGUGUGCUACUACUGCUGGAUAGUAUCCGCUCUGACUCGUCACGCACUGGGAUGGUGGAUUUGGUACAGAUCCCACUACGAAGUGAGGCUGCAGAUCCAGGAGGAAGGAGAACACUUGCAGGAUUCGAUUGUAAAUCGUUUAUACUGACUCCUGAAAUGUACCUAAAUGUUUACAUUAAGGUUCUACAGUGAUAGCCUGCCUUUGAACUGCAAGUCAAAUCACAGUUCAAUUAGGCCAUAGCUCCCAUAGCUU